Nelumbo nucifera (sacred lotus) is the source of this 4073-nucleotide messenger RNA. Its product is annotated as TMV resistance protein N-like. Gene Ontology annotation, biological process: signal transduction; defense response. Gene Ontology annotation, molecular function: protein binding; ADP binding. The record is from RefSeq and is a predicted model, not a curated record. Lineage: Eukaryota; Viridiplantae; Streptophyta; Magnoliopsida; Proteales; Nelumbonaceae.
AGCUAAUUAGGACCCCAAAAAUUAGAGAGAGAGAGACAGAGAAUGCAAGGCUCCAAAGAGGAUGAUUCCGCCAGAGGCGGCGGCGAACGGCGGCAGGCGGCGGCACCGGUGAAUAGAUUGGCCGUAAAGUUGCCCUUAGAAAAUAUCAGAAUUGACUGAAUUGUUUGUGAAGAGAGGGUUGCCUUCUCCGCCACUUCCACUACCACCCAUAUGCAGCUCAAAAGACAUGCUUCUACACUCAGAGACCAGAACAAUUUAUCGAUGGAUUUCAGUUCUGAGCUAAUAUUGUGUUUAAUGGAUUUCAGAUUCAACCUACGAAUAUCCUGCCACCUGCGUCGUCCCCACGCCACUCGGCCAACUAUAUAGACUUGAGUCCUAACCAGCUGCCUUGAGAUCGCUACUUCCAUGGGGACCGAAGAAGACUCUUCUUCUUCUUCUUCUUCUUCUUCUACUUCCUCUUCAUCAGAUGAAUGGAAUUAUGAUGUCUUCUUGAGUUUCAGAGGUGAGGAUACGCGUAAGAACUUCACCGAAUAUCUCUACACGGCUUUGGUCAAGAAAGGCAUUCACACAUUCAGAGACGACAAAGAGCUCCAGAGAGGCGAGGAGAUCUCCCCAGCGCUGCUGAAAGCAAUCGAAGAGUCAAGGAUUUGUAUCAUCAUUUUCUCCAAGAACUAUGCUUCUUCCAGAUGGUGUCUCGAUGAACUCUGCAAAAUUCUCGAGUGCCGCGGCAAGAAGAGAAAGAUUGGCCGGACAAUUGUCAUGCCCGUUUUCUAUGACAUCGAUCCGUCGGAUGUUCGAAAACAGACUGGGAGCUUCGCCGAGGCAUUUGCGAGCCACGAAAAGCGUUUUGAGUUCAAUACAGAGAUGAUGGAGAAGGUGAAGAGGUGGAGAUCGGCUCUCACUGAAGCGGCCAACUUGUCCGGUUGGGAUCUCCGAUAUCUUGCUAAAGGGCACGAAGCCAAGUUUGUCCAUAAAAUUGUUGAAGAGGUUUUCACUAAACUGAUUCAAAUGCAAAUGAAGGUUGCCACCCACUUAGUUGGAUUGGAUUCCCGUGUAGAAAAAAUGACUUCUUUGUUAAGUGUUGGAUCACACGAUGUUCGUUUUGUGGGGAUCUGGGGUAUGGGUGGAAUAGGUAAGACAACAAUAGCAAAAGCCAUCUACAGCCUAAUCUUUCACAGGUUUGAAGGUUGCAGUUUCCUUCAUGAUAUCAGAGACAUUUCAGAAGAGCCCAACGGUUUAGUUCGACUGCAGGAGCAACUUCUUUCUGAUAUCCUAAUGGUUUCAAAGGAAAAUAUAAGGAUAAGUACUCUCGAUAGAGGAGUCAAUUUGAUCAAAGAAAAGCUCAGCUGUAAAAGGGUUCUCGUUGUUCUUGAUAAUGUGGAUCAAUUAAACCAAUUGGAUGCACUAGCAAGAGCACGCGAUUGGUUUGGUAUGGGAAGUAGAGUCAUUAUAACAACUAGAGACGAGCAUUUAUUAAAUGAGCUUCGAGUGGACACUGUAUAUAAGGUUAGAAAGUUGGACAAGGAGGAAUCUCUUGAACUUUUUAGCUGGCAUACCUUUAGAAAAGAUCACCCUAUAAGUGAAUAUGAGGAGCUCGCCAGAAACAUAGUGUCUUGCCUUGGGGGCCUUCCAUUAGCUCUUCAGGUUUUAGGCUCUUUCUUGGGUGAAUAUAGAAGCAUACCUGAGUGGAGAAGUGCAUUGGAGAAGUUAAAGAGAAUACCUAAUAAAGACAUUCAGAAGCAACUUAGACUAAGCUUUGAUGCAUUAGAUGAAAAUGAGAAGGACAUAUUUCUUGAUAUUGCUUGUUUCUUUAUUAGAAUUGAGAAAGAAGAUGUAGUUACAGUACUUGACAGUUGUGGAUUCUUCUCAGAGAUUGGAAUUAGUGUUCUGGCCCGUAGGUCUCUCCUAAUAAUUGAUGAAAAAAAUGAACUGAGAAUGCAUGAUCUAGUUCGAGACAUGGGGAGGGAAAUUGUUCGUGAAGAAGCACCAAAGGAGCCUGAAGAACGUAGUAGAUUGUGGUAUCACGAGGAUGCCUUCCAAGUAUUAACAAAGCACACGGGAACAAGAAAAGUUGAAGGUCUUGCCUUGAACUUCCCAAAAUGGGAAGAGACACAUGUAGGUGCUAAAGCAUUUGCAAAGAUGCACAACCUAAGGCUGUUGAAGGUCAAUUAUGUAAACAUUGAAGGAGGAUUUGAAUAUCUUCCCAAGGAGUUGAGAUGGCUAUACUGGUUUGGAUUCCCUUUGAGAUCUAUACCAAUGGAGUUCAAUCUACAAAACCUUGUUGUCCUUGACAUGCAAUAUAGCAGAAUAAAAAAAGUUUGGACAGAAACCAAGUUGCUUGAAAAGUUGAAAGUUCUUAACCUCAGUCAUUCACAUGACUUGAUCAGAACUCCUAACUUCUCAGGAAUUCCCAACCUUGAGAGAUUGAUUCUUGAAGAUUGUUUAAAUUUAGUUGAGGUCCAUGAUUCCAUUGGAGCUCUUGACAGAUUGAUUUACUUGAAUCUGAAAGACUGCAGUAAACUUAGAAGUCUUCCAAGUAGCAUUUGUAAGUUGAGAUCUCUUGAGAACCUUAUUCUGUCAGGCUGCUCAAGAUCUGUACAGUCACCACCAAAAUCAUGGCAUUCAUUCUUCUUCUGGCCUUGGGGUUCACUUAGUAAACAUUCUAAUUCCACCAAACUACUACCAGCUUCUUUAUCUGGUUUGUGCUCCUUAAAAACACUGAAUCUCCGUAACUGCAAUCUAUCAGAAGGAUCAAUUCCAAAUGACAUUGGGAACUUAUCCUCACUGCUAUUGUUGGAUCUGAGCAAAAAUAACUUUUCUAGCCUACCAGCCAGCAUCAAUUGCCUUUUUAAACUCAAGGUCCUUUUCUUACAAAAUUGCAAGAGGCUUCAAUCAUUACCUGAGCUGCCAUCAAGUUUAAGGGUCUUCAAUGCUGAUGAUUGCACAUCAUUGGAAAGAUUGUCGAAUAUGGGGAACCUAUCCUCACUGGAAGGGUUAAGUCUAAGUAGAACUAAUAUCCACACCCUACCAGUUGACAUCAGUCACCUUUCUCAACUUCAGGAGCUUUGGUUAAGAAAUUGCACAAGGAUUCAAUCUCUACUAUUCCUUCCAUCAGCUUUGAAGAGCUUGUAUGUGGAUGGUUGCACAUCUUUGGAGACAUUGUCAAAUCUAUCACAUUUGCAGAACAUCUCCGUCUUGACUCUUGCUAAUUGCAACAAGCUAGUUGAGAUCCAGUGGCUGUCUUCACACAGUGGUAUAUUCGAUAUCUUUCUCCCUGGAAGUGAUGUUCCUGAGUGGUUCAGCAAUCAAAAUAUCGGGUCUUCAAUUUAUCUUGAGGUGCCUGCACUUUCGGAUUGUAGGCUUCAAGAGUUUCUUGUAUUGGCUGUUUAUACAGGUGACAGAGCUACCAAUGAGAAUGUUUUUGGUCCUCGCAUUAAAAUCAUUAAUGAAACCAGUGGUCUUAAAUGGAGUUAUGAGUCAACAAUUUAUUUCGUUUCAACUACCUCCCAAGAUCAAGUGUGGAUGUGUAGGAUUCCAAGAACUGUGUUUGAGAAUGUGUUUGAAGUUGGUGAUCGGUUGAUUGUCAAAGUAAAAAUAGGGAUUCCACUUUGGGUGAAGAAGUGUGGAGUUCAUCUAGUGUAUAACACAGAUCAUGAAGAGGAUUCCCAGUUAAAAGACCAAAGAAUGGUGCAGUACACCUGGAAAAAGAGACAUAAUGACUACGAUGCUAGAUCUAACUGUGACAGCAAAAGGUUGAGACUGACCUGAUUCAAGUGCAUCCAGAUUAAAAACAGAGGACUGGUACAGCCACCAAAGCCCAUGGAUUGUUUCAUUUUGGAAUCUGAUUUGCAAUUACUUGGCUGCACUGUAAGGCGCAAUUGUGGUUUUAAGGAGAAUGACCAAAAUGGCACAACUCAGCCUAUUUAAGUCUACAAUUUCUCAUUUUGUUGUCAAUUUUCCAGUACUAGUUAUGCAACACUACUGCACUUCGGGUUUGGAAAACACAGAACAAUAAGUUCCAUUCUCCCUUCUCAUUAUUAUUUUUAUAACAAUCUUAAAACUGCAUUUGUGGA